AUUGAACAUUCAACCGACCGUCGCAACUUUCCGAUGCGCAUCCCCUCCACCACGAAUAAGGUAUAGUAUUUGCCUUGCGAUUGACACGAUUCGACACGACCGACCGAACUCCGACUCACGACCAUUACGAUCCCCAGGAAUAUCCUCAGAUUUUGGAACACGCCUUGAAUGCACUCUGAGACAUCCACGGCAGACUCACCACAUUACGACUCACGGCCGCAUUUCACAACAGAAGACCCAAGGACCAAUACCCUCGGAGAUUUUUCAUAAGGCUUGAAACCCGAUAUUAUUUGUAGGAUUGGAAUCUUGAGAUCAUCGACUUUCAUAAGACCACCGAAACCAUGGGAGAUGACCUCCCAUCGUCGCCAGCACCGGCUGGAUUCGCGACGACGACGGAAGAGUUGGCAUACUACAAAUCGCAGUAUGAGCAACUGGAACUCGAACUGCAAGAUUUCCAGGCGUCAAGUCGCGAACUAGAAACAGAGCUCGAGAAAGAUGUCGAAGCAUCAGAGAAGAGGGAACGACAACUUCAGGAGAAGGUGGAGAAUCUGGGAUUUGAGGCCGAGGAAUGGAAGACCAAGUACAAACAAGCCAAGAACGAAGCUGGUAAUGCACAGAGCACGCUGCAAAAGGAGAUCACAUCACUACGGGAUAGCAACCGAACAAUGCAGUUCAAGUUAAGGGAUAUCGAAGUCGCAAACGAUGACUACGAGCGCCAAGCACGGAACACGACAUCCUCUUUGGAGGAUCUCGAAUCCAAGUACAACGUCUCGAUCGAGCACGGUGUAAUGUUGGAAGAGGAGAUCAAAAUCGGCGAGCAAGAGCGCGAGGGCCUACGCAUCGAAAACCAACGCAUCCGAGACGAGUUAUCCGACCUUAAGAUCGAGGCAGAAAUCAUCCAGGAGAAGCUGAGGUUAGCGGAGGCCAACAUCGCACAAGGCCACCUUCGACAGCCAUCUCGGACAUUAGCCGUCGAGACUCUCCGAUCACAGUCACCCAUAUCCGAAUCAACAUCUGCGACGACCGUAUCCUCUCCCACGGUUUCCACCCCUCCCGCCACCAAAUCAGAACCAUCCACCCUCUCCGCAACCCCUCCGUCCCCUCCCCUCUCCGAAUCCGCCGGACUCGCGCACGCCCCUGCCCCCGUCACCCCCGCGAUAUCCAAACCGCGCACCCGCGCCACCACCGGCGCCUCCGUCUCCCGCAAACCCGGCCUUCCCACCACCCGCACCCCCAGCCACAUCCGUGGCCCCUCCAUCGCCUCCACCACCUCCGCCACCCCCUCCUUCCGCCGCUCCGUCACCCAAAAACCCGCCCCUACCCCGCGCUCCCGCCCCUCUAUCCCCGCACUCACCACCCACCCGGCCCCCUCCACCACCCUCCCCCGCUCCGGCUCCCUCCACCACAUCCGCGCCCUCCGCGGCAAAAUGGAAAAACUCGAGGCCCGCGUCCACUCUGCCCGCAGCAAACUCCCCGCCCCCACCGCCACCCCGCCCCGCGCUAGUCCCCGCGCCGGAAUUGCCCGACCCGACUCCCUCCACCACCCUGCCUCCACCCCCUCCGUCCCCGCCACCGUCACCGUCCGCUCCUCCAAAAAACGCAUCUCCUCCACCGCUAGUAGCCGCAACAGCGACAUCGGCGUCAGCGGCCGCCGCAGCCUCGGCGGCGCGCGCACACCCGUGGGCGGGGAGCGCGGCGAACGAACAAGCCUCCUCGGCGGGUUCGCGGACGCCGGCGGCACGUAUAUCAGCGGCAGUCGGCCGAGCAGCCGGGCGAGCGUUGCGAGCAAUGCGGGGGGGUUCGUGCGGCCGAGCAGUCGGGCGAGUAUGAGUAAUAUUCGGGCGGGGGCGAGGACGCCGGUGGGGUUUUCCGGGGGAAGUGCGCAGGGGGCGGCGGGGAUAAUGAGGCCGAGGAGUAGUGUGUCGGGGACGUUUGCGCCGCCGAGCCUGAGUAGUUCGUUAUCAGGGCAUGCAGGCCAGCAUGGGCAUGGGCAUGGGCAUGGACACGGUCACAGUCACUCGGUCAGCCAUUCGCUGAGUCGGUCGGUCAACGGCGCGGGGGUGGGAGAUAUCGAGGACGACGAGGAGGAUGAGGAUGCGAGCUUCGUGACGCCGGUGGCAAGGCGCACGACGCUGGACCGGGCGGUCGCGGCCGGCAGUGGGAUUCCGACGCCGGCGGGAUUGAAGAGGCAGAGUAAGGGAGGGGAGGGGAGGAGGCAGAGUGGGGUGGAGGGGGAGAUGGGGCCGCCGGAGAGGAGGGGGCGGUUGAGUGGGGUGGGGGAGACGUAUUGA
Molecule: messenger RNA, 2291 nt
Organism: Eremomyces bilateralis CBS 781.70
Lineage: Eukaryota; Fungi; Ascomycota; Dothideomycetes; Eremomycetales; Eremomycetaceae
Exons: 2
Coding region: 342-2291 (649 amino acids)
Biological process (GO): establishment of mitotic spindle orientation; cell migration; centrosome localization
Cellular component (GO): kinetochore; kinesin complex; centrosome
Molecular function (GO): microtubule binding
Source: RefSeq, a predicted model, not a curated record